AUCUCUGCAUUGAAAAGUAUGAGGAGCUGAGAUAUUUCUUAGGCGCCAAUGAUCAGUUCAAAACAUCAUUUCUGGAGCACUCAGGAAUAUUUCCCUACAAGCUGCUUUGUAGUUUGCUUUGUGACACCGGAAAUGCUCGGGAUGCUCUUUAUGUUGAGGAGUUGGGUCGAGCUAGAGGCCUAUCAGACUUAAUGGUAGAGAAGUACUCGGUUGGAACGCACAUCUCUGCUAAUCCGCAAUCUUGGUUUGGCGUUGAGAACAUUUUUAAAAAGAAAAAUAACUGUAGUUGUCUGUACAUUUCGUAUUUUCACAGUGAUCUGCGUUUGUGGAUCUUAAAGAAAAGUGGAGUCCUUCACUAUAGAAGAAUAUCAGUAGAAGAGAAUCUAGUUCAGGCUGGGUUGCCCAAAGAUUUGCGUUUGAGUCAAUUUUUGGAUGGUAAUUUCCGGAGUCUUGGUAUUUUGCCCACUAAAGAUUGUGAAGAUCGGUCUUUAAAUAUGGUUAAAUUGCAACCUCUCUCCCCCGCACAGAAGAGCUCAGCAAGAUUGCGACUCGUGGAGGAGGACGAGGACGAGGAUGAGGACGAGAAAGUGAUUUCAGGUCUAUUUUUGUGUUACAAAAUGUUUAUUGCUCCCGUUUAUGAUUUGCUUGAGGAGCCUGAAGUCAUUAUCGUUCCUGACCGCAGUUUGUACAAAGUUCCCUUUGCUGCACUGAGUGAAAAGGAGGGAGCCCAAUACCUCUCGGAGACUCAUAGAAUCCGUGUCAUUCCUUCUUUGACAACACUCAAGAUUAUUCAAGAUAGCCCAGAGGACUAUCACAGCAACACUGGUGCCUUGAUAAUAGGCAACCCUAAGGUUAAUUGGCUGCCACCAUUGCCAAGUGCAAGAAAGGAAGCGGAGAUGGUCGGACGACUGGUGGGUGUUCUGCCUCUGGUAGGAGAAGAAGCAACGAAGCAGGCGGUGCUUGAGCGGAUAAGUUCAGUGAGCCUGAUUCAUUUUGCUGCCCAUGGUGACGCCGAAAGGGGAGAAAUUGCCCUCUCCCCCAUCCCUAGUACUUCCAACAGGCGAAACGCUAUCUUACCACAUGAAGAUUACAUGUUGACGAUGGCUGAUGUAUCACGAGUGAAAGUCAGAGCUAAACUGGUGGUACUUAGCUGCUGUCACAGUGGAAGAGGUCACAUUAGAGCCGAGGGAGUCAUAGGAAUUGCCCGUGCGUUCUUAGGAUCCGGUGCUCGCUCGGUGUUGGUUGCGCUGUGGGCCAUUUCAGACUCAGCAACAGAGCAGCUGAUGAGUCGGUUCUACGAACACCUUGUAGAGGGAGAAAGUGCCAGUGAAUCCCUCCAUCAGGCCAUGAAGUGGAUGAGAAAAAGCAAGUCUACCAGUGUGUCUGAGUGGGCUUCGUUUACGCUGAUUGGAGAUGAUGUGAGACUCGGGUUUGACAAGCAGAGAGAAAGAGACCCCGACAGAGUAAAUAAUGAGAAUCACUCGAAGGAAACAGAGCCAAAAGACUUUUAGAUGCAUAAAUUGAAUAGAGCAAAGUAGAGAACAUACUUUAUCCGGUAUUUCAUUGAA
Molecule: messenger RNA, 1568 nt
Organism: Pocillopora verrucosa
Lineage: Eukaryota; Metazoa; Cnidaria; Anthozoa; Scleractinia; Pocilloporidae
Source: RefSeq, a predicted model, not a curated record